Molecule: messenger RNA, 1126 nt
Organism: Oryctolagus cuniculus (rabbit)
Lineage: Eukaryota; Metazoa; Chordata; Mammalia; Lagomorpha; Leporidae
Source: RefSeq, a predicted model, not a curated record
GCGCGGGGCGGCCCCGGCUGCGCGGGCGGCGCCCUGAGGCUGCUGUCGCCGCCGCCCGACCCCGCUCCCCGCCGGGCAGCACCGACAUCCGGCGCGAGGCCCGGGCGUCCCGCGCGCUCCGUGCGGGCCGCGCUGCUCUUCGCGCUCGGCUGCGCGUUCCUGGCGGCGGCCGCCGGCGCGCCCCGCUGCAGCCGGAGGGGCAGCGGCCUGUCGCAGGAGCCCGGCAGCGUGGGGCAGCUGGCCCUGGCCUGCGCCGAGGGUGCGGUCGAGUGGCUGUACCCGGCCGGGGCGCUGCGCCUCAGCCUGGGCGGCCCCGGCCCGGGUUUUGCCUGCCUGCGGCCGGCCCGGCCAUUCGCGGGCGCCCAGGUCUUCGCGGAACGCGGGGGCGGCACCCUGGAGUUGCUGCUGGCCGAGGGUGCGGGCCCGGCCGGCAGCCGCUGCGUGCGCUGGGACCCCCGCGAGCGUCGGGCCCUCUUCCUGCAGGCCACCCCGCACCGCGACGUCAGCCUCCGCGUGGCCGCUUUCCGCUUGGAGCUGCGCGGGGGCGCGCGCCCAGAGCUGCCUCCCAGGCCCUCAGCCCUGGCGUGGACAGUGAGGGCUGCGCUGGUCAGGGGCCGGCAGGGAGUGAGCACAGACGGGGCGGGACACACCUUGCGCUACCUGGACCCUGUCCACCCAGUGCCCACCACUGGCCCCCGUGUCUCCCCAGUGAUCCGGGGGAGCAUCCGCGGGGUCGCCCACGACACGGAGCUGCAGGAGUCUGGCAUCACCAUGGCAGCCGCCCACGUCCUCCGCGAGACACUGCCCCAGCUCGGGGUGGGGGGCCCGGGGCUGGCCUGCAUCCAGCCCCUGCGCUGCGGCAUCCGCCCCGGCCCCAGCCCCUUCCUCUUCUUGGGCUGCAGCCGCUUCGGGGAGACCUGGCUGGGCUGCGCCCCCCACCUGCAGGAGUUGUUCCGAGCCCACGCGGCCACCUGUGCCGCCCACCUCCUCCCCUGCAGGCUGGUGCUGGACUGAGGGGCUGGGGUGGGGUGGGGCCACAUCCUGGCACCCCUGCUUCUGAGGCGGGGCCAUCAUGAAGAGCGAGGAUUACAUUGGCUGCCGUGCACCUGGUGUCCUGCCCUGGGCC